Messenger RNA from Orbicella faveolata, 1649 nucleotides. RefSeq lists its product as uncharacterized. Gene Ontology annotation, molecular function: protein binding. The record is from RefSeq and is a predicted model, not a curated record. Lineage: Eukaryota; Metazoa; Cnidaria; Anthozoa; Scleractinia; Merulinidae.
UUCAUAUUUUGUAGUAUAUAACUUGUGUCACGUAUCAUUAGUCACUCUAUUAAACUGAAUAUGGCAUAAGCAUGCCGAAACAUGUCUUUAAAAACUGUUGUACGUUUUAUGCAAUAUUUAUCAUUAUUGCUAGUAUUAUGACUAGUUUAUAUGUUAACGUUACUCCCAGUAAUAUACUUUUGUUUUUCUGUUGUACUGAUAAAACUUAUUUUAACCUGUAGUUUUUUUUUUUGUAAAGUAAAAUUGAAACCCGGAAAAAGGAACUGUUGCUCAAGAAAAAUACAAAUUUCCCCGAAACCCCAAAUCCCUUAGCCCCAGCUCCCAUUUCUCCUCCGCUCUGUUUCUCAUUCGAAACAAUAUGGCGGACCACAACAGUGGAAGUUGUAUGCUUGAGCAAGCUUCGUCUGUCUCUGCAGAACAGCGUGAUGAAGCUGCCAACAAAGCCGAUGAAGGCUGUAAAAAGGUUUUUAACUUCGAACUUUCGCGUGAGACGUGUUUGAUGUGUGGACUUGAACAUGAUAGCCCAGAAUUCGGACCAUACUGCGCGAUAUGCCACGACUUUUUGUACCCGAAUGUGUUGCUUGUUUGCGAAAGAGAAACCGAAAGCAUGGAUUUUGCAACGUCCGGAGAAACUACAUCGUCAGAAUGUACCGUGUCUGAGAGCAAAGAAAGUGUUGUUUACUGUGGAGGUGUUCCAGAAUCAGAAGAUAGCGGUUGUGAGAGUGAAAGUGAAACUACUUCGGCAAACGAUCCUGCUGACCGGCUUGACUCCACUUCAAUGUCAAGAUUCAAACUUCCGUAUUUAUCACUUUAUGAACGGGUCAGAUCACCGAACUGCAUAGCUAAACGGCUCGCAAAUGAGCUAAAUUUCGUCGAAGAAGAUUUGUUUGGGACAUUACCUCCAGAAAUACUCCUCAUGAUAUUUUCCUUUUUGGAUGAUAUAUCACUGUGUAUGGUGGGGCAAGUUUGUCAGUGGUGGCACGAAUUAGCAGGCGAAAGUGACGAGUGGAAGAAGCAUGUACUUGCCAGAUGGCCUUUGUUUACACCAGACAAUUCUAUCAAAUCAUGGCAGAAACUCUACAUAAAGAUGUUAGAAGGUGUCACCUGCAGAAGGUGUUUUGAACAAGGAUGUGUUCAACAUUCUCCUGAAGACAACCUUGUUAACACAUGGAGGAACAAAAGACUAAAAAGUGAACUGAAAGGACUGCUCAUGGAUCCCCCAGAGGGUAUCCGGGCGUGUCCAUUAGACAAUAGUUUAUCCUAUUGGCAAGCAUCAAUAAAGGGUCCUCCUGAAUGUCCGUAUGAGGGGGGCUUGUUCUUUCUUCACCUGGAAAUUCCUAAAAGUUACCCCAUGAGGCCACCCAUUCCCAAAUUCAUCACAAGAAUUUUCCAUCCCAAUGUCAGUUACCAUGGUGAUAUCGGUAUGGAUAUGCUGAGGCACAACUGGAGUCUGGCGCUUACAAUACCCAAGGUGUUGGUCAGCAUUCAAUCACUGUUGACAGAUCCGUAUUGUGAAAUAUCUAUGGAACCUGAAAUUGCUCAGUUAUGUGACAGUGACAGAGAAGAAUUUGAUAGGAUAGCCAGGGAAUGGACUGUAAAAUAUGCACAAAUGUAUAUGACUUGUUGAUUUACAAAAAUCAAUGUCCAGU